Messenger RNA from Closterium sp. Naga37s-1, 1362 nucleotides. NCBI's taxonomy places the organism in Eukaryota, Viridiplantae, Streptophyta, Zygnematophyceae, Desmidiales, Closteriaceae. The record is from the annotation of a GenBank genome assembly.
AUGGCGACUGUAAGCUUUGCCUCGCGGGGCUCCAAGCUGCUCACCCCCUCCCAAGCCAGCGCCAACGCGCGCGCCGCUGAUCCGCAGCAGUGGGAAGAUGGCUCCCUCCGCCGCGUCUCUUUGCGGAAGGUUCCGCGCGCGCAGCCGCACGCCGCCAGACGCGCGCAAGCGGCGGAGCGCAAGGGGCGGAAGCCGCUGGUGGUGAAGGCGCUGGUGGAUGUCAGCUCCAUCGACGCCGUAAAAUUCGACUCGCUGGUUCGACGCCGCGUCGUCUUCGGCCAUGACGAGUGGAAGAAGCAUAAGUCGAGCGGGCGCUACUUCCGCCACAUCAAGACCAUCCUCACCUCCAAGGUCAUCGGCGCGCUCGGCCUGCCCGUCGGCGUCAUGACCGGCAUCGCAACCGCAAUUUGCGGGUGGAACGAGCUCGCAGGCAUGGGCGCGCUCCCAGAAUGGGCUCAUAUACUCCACAUCUCCAACCUCCCGUUCACCCUCACGGCGCCAGCGCUCUCCUUCCUCCUGGUUUUCCGGACCAACUCCAGCUACGGGCGGUUCGACGAGGCGCGCAAAAUGUGGGGGCUCAUGCUGAAUCGCUCGCGCGACAUCACGCGACAGGCGCUGUCGUACAUGGCGCGCGACGACCACACGUACGAGUACCCGAAGCGCGCGCAGUUCAUCCGGCACCUGCAGGCGUUCCCGCUCGCGUACAAGCACCACUUCCUCCAGGAAGGCUCGCUCGAGGAAGAUCUCCGGCAAUUCACGACGCUGAGCGACGCGGAGAUCAAGGGCGUGCUGGGCGCGACGCAUCGCCCCAACUACGUGCUGCAGAUGAUGUCGGAAUGCAUGCGCUCCUGCACCAUGGAGCCCGCGCACCGCCUCGCUAUGGAGGCCAACUUCGCCACGUUCGCUGAUGACGUGGGAGGCAGCGAGAGGCUGUUCAAAACGCCCAUCCCACUCUCCUACACGCGGCUCACCUCGAGAUUCCUCGUGCUCUAUCACAUGUUCCUGCCUCUCGCGCUCUGGGACCCCCUCGGCUGGCUCACGAUCCCCGUCACCGCCAUGUGCGCGGGGGUCUUUUUCUGCAUCGAGGAGGUCGGCGUGAUUAUCGAGAAUCCGUUCCCCAUUCUCGCCCUCGAUGUCAUCGCGCAAUCCGCGCGCAACAACGCCGCGGAGCUGGUGUCGCUGCACGAGGGCAUUCGCGAGCUGGUGGUGGGCGACGACGAGGAGAUGAAGAUGCUGUCGAUCGUUUCGCAGCAGGCGCUGCUGCCGGCCGAGCCUGCAUUUGUCGCCGAGCCUGAACCAGAAUACUCGUCGGAUUGGGAUGAGGAUGUUGCCGCUCUCGUCUCUCCCCCGAACUCUCGUUAG